ACAAUAAUUACUAUUUUUGCAUUAUUGUAAGGGCCACAACCAGAUUCAAGGAGCGAACAUGAGGGCGACUCUUUAUUUUUACGCAGUGGGUUUUUAUCAUUUUCUCUCAGUUGGAAGUACUUGUGGUCCAAGUGAAUAUAGCUCUGCUUAUGGAGAAUGUUGUGCAAUGUGCAAUAUAGGAUCAGUAGUACGCAGUGAUUGUAGUGGGGAUUUAAGUACCACCUGCAAACCCUGCAGUCCAGGAACAUUCAUGAAUGAACCCAAUGGUCUUCAUCAGUGCUUCGCAUGCAAACACUGUGCUGAAAGUCAAGGUCAUUACAUUCAGAGUAAAUGCACUUCUAGUGAUGUGCUUGAUGGAUAUUACUGCAUUGAUUACUCCAAUUCACAGUGCCAUCAUGCUGAAAAACACAGAGUUUGCAGACCAGGACAAGAAACAAAAACACUAUGGACAAAGGCAUCAGAUACAGAAUGUGUGGACUGCGUUCAUGGGUUUUAUUCUCCAUCAGGGCUGAACUGCAUCAAAUGGACAGACUGUGCAGCCAGAAAUGAGAUUCAGACAGAAGGUGGCAGUCAUGUAAAAGAUGUCACAUGUGAACAGAAGCCAAAGGAAAGAUAUGGACUUAUAGAUUUAAUUACAGCUUCAGAAGUUCGAAAGGCCAAUAAUGCAAAAGAAAAAAAGUGACGUUUAUCCAGGAGUCUCAGCGCAGGGCACUUAACAGAAUUCUAAACUGCCAGCCAGCGCUGAAACCACUGGAGGUGUUGUAGUUGUCAUAUUGCUGUACUCCACCGGCAGAGGGCAUCACUGACUGUAAUAACCAGCACAGUACAGAAAUUGCUGACGAGUGUCUACUGCACACCCCUGACACAAGAUGUCAUUAUGCAUGUUAUAUAUAUAUAUAUAUAUAUAUAUAUCUCAGAUCAUUAGCAAAAACUGAUAGGAGUGUACAAUAACCAUUACAAUGCAGGUCACUUACUGUAUUGCACACUAUAUUGCAUUAAAAUAAUUCGGUUUACAAUGCAUCAUCUUGUUUAGAGCAACAGUAAAAACAUUUGGAAAUAAAGCUUCAUGACUUUAAGACCAUACGUAAUCAUCAUUUAAGUUAUAAAGAGUGCAUUUUAUUUCAUGACAUCUUUAUUCCUUUUGUUAUCGGACAUACUCAUUUAACAUGGCUGACUGUGAUUACCACAUUUCUACAGUGGCAUUAUUAUUUUGAAACUAUUGCUUUUGUAUGAUGCUUAUAAGAAACAUAAACAAGUGUGCCUUUAGAAAAAAACCCUUAAACAAAUCACCCUAAAUAAAACCACCUUCUAUUGUGUUUGUUUGCCUAAACGCAUCUCCUCCAAAUCAAUUCCCUAAUCUGGCCACUUGAAAUGCAAAAUGAAUGGAUAUUAAAUCAUGUGUGAAAUAGAAUCCCUCUACAGAAGACGUAAUUUCAUUGUACUGAGACUGACAAUAUUGGAAACAGAUUCUGAAGAUAUUCCUUGUUCAUCAACAGGUGUUUCAGUAACUUUUAGGUGAUUGAUUUUAAUGAAAUAUUGC
Molecule: messenger RNA, 1540 nt
Organism: Onychostoma macrolepis
Lineage: Eukaryota; Metazoa; Chordata; Actinopteri; Cypriniformes; Cyprinidae
Product: tumor necrosis factor receptor superfamily member 14
Exons: 9
Coding region: 59-682 (207 amino acids)
Biological process (GO): positive regulation of peptidyl-tyrosine phosphorylation; defense response to Gram-positive bacterium; positive regulation of cytokine production involved in immune response
Cellular component (GO): external side of plasma membrane
Molecular function (GO): protein binding
Source: RefSeq, a predicted model, not a curated record